This is a messenger RNA of Hylaeus anthracinus, 3722 nucleotides long. It is a transcript of the gene Eaat2, whose product is annotated as excitatory amino acid transporter. Gene Ontology annotation, biological process: L-glutamate transmembrane transport. Lineage: Eukaryota; Metazoa; Arthropoda; Insecta; Hymenoptera; Colletidae. The coding region runs from base 42 to 1643 and encodes 533 amino acids. Gene Ontology annotation, molecular function: glutamate:sodium symporter activity; neutral L-amino acid transmembrane transporter activity; L-glutamate transmembrane transporter activity. The transcript has 11 exons. The record is from RefSeq and is a predicted model, not a curated record. Gene Ontology annotation, cellular component: plasma membrane.
CCACCGCCGCCACCUACGCCGCUUACUGGCGGCCCAGUGAAAUGGAGGAGAAGUCCUCGGCUCGGUUCUCCGAGUACCUGUUCGCCAAGAUGGACGGGCAGGACGUCUCGGCCUCUCAGGGUCCCCGUAAGGUGACCGCCGACACCAGGAAGUUCAUGCGGGAAAAUCUCCUGCUCGUGGUCACACUCUCCGGCGUUCUCUUUGGCGUGAUACUCGGGUUCGGUCUGCGACCCUUGGGCCUCGGCGAUGACGCAGUUAUGUUAAUCAGUUAUCCCGGAGAGCUCUUCAUGAGGCUGUUGAAGUUAAUGAUCUUGCCCCUGGUGAUCGCCAGCUUGAUAUCCGGCUCGGCGAGCUUGAACGCAAGGAUGAACGGUAUGAUCGCCGUCCGCACGUUGGUUUACUUCAUCCUUACAUCGCUGCUGAACGCAGUCCUUGGCGUUCUCCUGGUGCUACUGAUUCACCCUGGUAAUCCUGGGAUCAGAAAAUCGAUGACAACCGCGCACAACGGACGAGCCGUCAAUAUCCUGGACAGCCUUCUGGAUUUGGGAAGGAACAUGUUCCCGGAUAAUAUUUUCCAAGCGGCGUUCCAGCAGGCACACACGGUGUACGUGCCGAAAACCCAGCCGUUUCGAAACCUCAGCGACUCUGUGUCCACGGAGGUAAUUGGCGAAGUGGAGCUGACGAGAGUGACCCAGUACAGGAGCGGAACGAACACCCUGGGCAUAGUCUUCUUCUGUCUGGUCUUUGGGACGUUCUUAGGUACCCUAGGCGAAAAGGGCCAGAUCGUCAUCGACUUCUUCAAGGCUGUCUUCGAGGUCAUCAUGCGCAUGGUGUCGACCGUGAUGUGGAUGACACCUGUGGGCAUCACCUCAGUGAUCGCCGGGAAAAUACUCGGCGUGACCGAUCUGGCGUUGGUGAUGUCGCAGCUCGCCUGGUUCAUCGUCACGAUCGUGAUCGGUGUCUUUUUCUAUCAGCUGGUGAUCAUGCAGCUGAUUUACCUGGCCUUCGUGAGAAAGAACCCUUUUAAAUUCUACGCCGGCCUCGCCCAGGGUACCCUCACCGCCUUCGCCAUGGCAUCAACGGCUGCCGCGCUACCGGUCACGUUCCGCCUGAUGACGGACAAGCUCAGGGUCGAUCCACGAGUCACCAGAUUCGUUCUACCGAUCGGUUGCAACAUUAACAUGGACGGGACGGCACUGUUCGUAGCCGUCGCCAGUAUAUUCAUCGCGCAGAUGCACGGCAUCGCCUUGGGUUUCGGCGAGAUUAUCACUGUUAUCUUAACAUCAACCGCAGCAUCUGUGUCAUCGGCUUCGGUUCCGAGCGCCGCCCUCGUGCUUCUCCUGGUUGUGCUAAGCGCCAUCGACGCUCCCGUUUACAACGUCUCGCUGUUAUUCACCAUCGACUGGUUCGUGGACCGUAUAAGAACCACCAACAACAUGUUGGGCGACUGUUACGCCGCCGCGGUGGUCGAGCAGCUGUCGAAGAAGGAACUGAUGGCGCUGGAUGCGGCAGCCUAUCAGUCGGAGACCGUUCUGCCAACGACGAUCGCGAACGGAUGCAUCUCUGCGAACAGAGUACCUGAUCCUGACACCAUCGUAGUCGAGAUGCAGGACGAUACGAGGAUAGCCGGCAUCGCCAAGUAAACAAGCUUGUUGCAUCAGCGUGUUGCAGAUGCCCAGAAGCGUGACGGAAGAGACAGUCUGACCAGUGGUUCAACCUGUGUUUAGCUCUAGUUAUCGCCGAUCGUAUUGUUGUUAACGAACUCGCAAUCCUUUCACCUUUAGAGAGUUGAAAGUGACUGCGUACUAAACGAGCAUCAAAAACAAGGGUACAUCGGGCACGCCAGUGCCGUCUUUUACUUUAUCGUCUUUUCUACUACUCCGUGAAACGAACGCGCGCGCGCGCGCGCGCGCGAUUCGUUCACGCAGGAGACGUGAGUUUUCUCUGUUGUUAUUUCCACGGCAGAAAUCGGCCACACGAGGAAGCGUGGCUAUGGGAAAAAAAAAUAUAUCAAACGCAAAGUCAAUAUACCGAGGGGGUGCGCUGCAAUAGACGAGACACAGCAAUAACGCGAACCGUUUAUCGAGAGCACAUCUCGCGGUGGCUUCCGCGAGGCGAGGAUCGAACCGGUUCUCGGAUUGCACUCCCGAGUUUAUUUAACGAUCGUUUCUCGCGAUCGAUCGCGCAACAGCGUCGAGUGUGGUGCCUUAUUUUAUCCACGGCACUUAAAAUGGCCGCUGCGGACGUAGUUGACGAAAGAGAAGUUUCUGUUAAUUUCUACCGAACCCGCGAUCAAGCGUUUGGGCUCAUCGGCUGAACACUGAACACAGUAUCGCUUUUGGCGAUCGAUCGUCGUACUGCCACAAAGAGUUUUCCACCGAUACGUAAUACAUAUUCGACUGUCAGCUAACGUUCCCGAUCGUCGGACAACGAAAGUGAAAAACGGUGACACUCGGCGACGCUGGAUCCAGGCUCGAUUAGUUUUGGGCCUACGGAUCGAUCCGUCGAUCAGCUGACGUAACGGGCGGGCCAGAGACUUUGUUCAAUAUUAUGUUCCGCGUUUAGGGACGUCGUAGACUUAGGUUGGUCGCGAUACGAGUUCGAUCGAUCGCGAUGCUAGUCGCUGACGAGUCGGAGCGAAACAAAACUUAGAGGCGUCGGUUAGCGUUCGACGCGUCCAAGCGUCGUUGAACAUUAUACCAGAAACGUAGAGAAAACUGUUCGGGAAACGAAUUGUAGGUUUCCCAUUAGCUCUUAAUUGUCAUACUGAACUAUAACUAUCGGACCAUUGACGAACAUUGGAUACUCGGUGCACAGAUAUUUCCAGCGGCGUUUGUUCGACGAAGAUUUGUAGAACUGAAUGUCUUCGAGUACUGAACAUUCCCCCGUACGGGGAGCCGCGUUUACGAUUCUGCCACUGUGCACUUUUGCGAUUAACGUUCCCUCCCUCCCUCCCCAUACCCACCCCUUCUUAGAGUAAUUCAAGUCUCGUGACACGGUACUCCGUUUCAUAGCGUAGAUCCCGAAAUCCACGUCCACGACAACUAAAAAAAAAAAAAAAUAUAUAUAUAUAUAAAAAAAAAAAAGAAAAAUAAGAAUGAAACAAAACGAAAGAGAAGAUCAUCUAGCGCUCUUUGAUGGGCAGCCUCAAGACUGGACAUGCCAUUUGAAUAUGUCGUUUAUAAUAAAUACUACGUAUAACGUUCUAGGAAAAUUACGGAGACGAAUUCACUGAUUCUAGGCACUAGGUACGUAGGUCGAUACGUGUUCCAUCGUAGAGACUGUUAAAAUGUACAAAUUAACUGGAUAAAUAGUGCUUCGUAGUGGCGUUGUUUGAACCCCUCCCAGAUUCAAGAACCGUGAAAUGUUUUUUUCUUUUUCGAAGCUCGAGUGUCAGUUUAAGUUACGAUUACUACCUGCCUCGCGUUCUUCUUUCGGUUCGAGUUGUUGCGUUGCGACCAUGUACACGUACACGUUGAAAGUUUUUGCCGUGCUACCACACCUUUGCCGUGCGAUGAUACCGACUUUUACGUUACCUUCGAACAGUGAAUGCGGAGAGAGAGAGAGAGAGAGAGAGAGAGAGAGAGAGAGUGCUUUGUUUAUAGCCUAGAGGAGAGCAGAGGAGAAUAGAGAAAGAAUUUAACGAAAUACUUCAAAAAGACUAUGUGUGAAUAUAAUUAUAAGGCUCGACGUGUUGUAUAACAAGAUGCAGGUUUAUACGA